This is a messenger RNA of Propithecus coquereli (Coquerel's sifaka), 1740 nucleotides long. RefSeq names its product saccharopine dehydrogenase (putative) (gene SCCPDH). Bases 195 to 1574 code for a protein of 459 amino acids. The transcript has 12 exons. Gene Ontology annotation, cellular component: mitochondrion; lipid droplet; plasma membrane. Gene Ontology annotation, biological process: glycolipid biosynthetic process. NCBI's taxonomy places the organism in Eukaryota, Metazoa, Chordata, Mammalia, Primates, Indriidae. The record is from RefSeq and is a predicted model, not a curated record.
AGGCGGCGUGGGCGUGGCCGUGGGCGCGGCCCCGGCGCGGCGGCGCGCGCGGGGUGAAGGGAACGCGGCGCGCAAGUGGCGGCGACGGCGGCGGCGACGGCGGCGGUUGCUGCGCCCGGUACUGGGGUCGCUGCCUGAGGCGCAGGCGCAGUGGACUCAGCCCGCCCCGGGCCGCGGCUCGCUGUGGGCUCGUCAUGGCGACCGAGCAGAGGCCUUUCCACCUGGUGGUGUUCGGCGCCUCUGGCUUCACCGGCCAGUUCGUGACCGAGGAGGUGGCCCGGGAGCAGGUGGACCCGGAGCGAAGCUCCCGCCUGCCCUGGGCCGUGGCGGGCCGCUGUCGGGAGAGGCUGCAGCGAGUGCUGGAGAGGGCUGCCCUGAAGCUGGGUAAAGGGGGCAGGGUGGGACGCGGCUUGGCGGCCCGCGGCGCAGCCUCCUCCGAGCCCCCGAGCCCGGCCGAGGACUCGACAUUGCCUGAAACGAGCUUUUCUCCCCCGGGGACGCGCCCUCCAUCGUCUGACGUGGAGCCGCCCCGCCUCCCUUCCAUGGAGAAAGUGUCUUCCACGAGACCAGUCCGUGAUGUCAAGAAGUAUCGAUUUUAUGGAGAACCUGUGGUAAAAGCAUGUAUUGAAAAUGGAACCAGUUGCGUUGACAUCUGUGGAGAACCUCAAUUUCUGGAAUUAAUGAAGUGGAAGUAUCAUGAAAAAGCUGCAGAAAAAGGGGUUUAUAUCAUUGGAAGCAGUGGCUUUGACUCCAUUCCAGCAGAUAUGGGAGUAAUAUAUACCAGAAAUAAAAUGAAUGGUACUUUGACUGCUGUGGAAAGUUUCCUAACUAUACAUCCAGGACCUGAGGGCUUGUGCAUUCACGAUGGUACCUGGAAGUCAGCAAUUUAUGGUUUUGGAGAUCAGAGUAAUUUGAGAAAACUACGACAUGCAUCAAAUCUGAAACCUCUCCCAGUUGUUGGUCCAAAAUUGAAAAGAAGGUGGCCAAUUUCUUUUUGUAGAGAACUCAACCUAUAUUCCAUUCCUUUCUUGGGAUCGGAUGUGUCUGUUGUGAAGCGGACUCAGCGUUACUUGCAUGAAAAUUUAGAGGAAUCACCAGUUCAGUAUGCUGCUUAUAUAACUGUGGGAAGCAUCACCUCUGUUAUUAAGCUGAUGUUUGCAGGACUUUUCUUUUUAUUCUUUGUGAGGUUUGGCAUUGGAAGGCAACUUCUCAUAAAAUUCCCAUGGCUCUUCUCCUUUGGCUAUUUUUCAAAACAAGGUCCAACACAAAAACAGGUUGAUGCCUCAUCAUUCACAUUGACGUUCUUUGGUCAAGGAUAUAGCCAAGGUCUUAGUACUGAUAAGAACAAACCAAAUAUCAGAAUUUGUACUCAGGUGAAAGGACCAGAGGCUGGCUAUGUAGCUACACCCAUAGCUAUGGUUCAGGCAGCCAUGACACUUCUAAAUGAUGUCUCUGAUCUUCCUAAAGCGGGUGGGGUCUUCACACCUGGAGCAGCUUUCUCCAAAACAAAGUUGAUUGACCGACUCAACAAACAUGGCAUUGAAUUUAGUGUCAUUAGCAGCUCUGAAGUCUAAAUUUGAAGAAUUAACUGAAGUCAUAAAGUGCAUGAAUUAACAGCUUUUGUAUUUGAUAUUUGAAAUUCUUCUGUAAGCCUGUCUGACUAUAUAUGGAAAAGAUUGUCAAAUCUAAAAUAUCUACACAUUAAAAGCAGGAAAUUAUACUAGCUUACCCUAAAUUUCA